AUGACACCGCUGUUUGAAGUUCGUCCAAGGCCCACGAGUGUAAAUGGCUUGAUCAAGCGCCUGGGUGAUGCCGACUGCAACAGUAAAGAGAAAGAGGCUUUGCAGGCGCUGGUAGUAAGCAUGGUUGAUCUGGUUCGGAAUCAAGACUUAGCAACUUAUUACCUCGAGGCCUCACGACUGGCUCAAAUCGCCGAUAAAGAAAGAUAUUUCGACCUGAUGAGAGCUCUCACCAACGCUGUGACAAAAUAUUCCACGGAAGGUACUAUCCUCGAUCGGCACCUGUUGCCAUCUCUCGAUUAUGCUCUACGUUGCCGCCGCACGAACCCAGCGGCAGAGUCGUUCAAUCCAGUAUCGACGCUCACGAGUGUAUUUGAACGGUUGAAACUAUCAUUCAAACAGGCGGAUAUACAGACUCAAUACCACCUCCUCUUUUUUCUGGGUACGGUUUUGGACACGCUCAUUGACCUCAAGGUGAAUGGAAUCAAUCGAGAGGAGAUAUACGAGCCACUCGUAAAUCUACUCGACCAGUUAAAGAGCCACGACGAACCUCGACUGGCUCAGGCAGCGAGUUAUGCCUCCGAGGCGCUGCGUGGCGUACCAGAUAAUGUCGACGUUUGGAAUUUAUUUUGGCAGACCAGCGGGCAGGUCAUUUCCGCUGCAUCCAACAUUGCCGGCGGCGUCACCAGCAUGGAUCCAGGCAAGUUCGUGACUGCCGCCCCCGAGGUCCUUGAGCUCUAUGCCUUGUUAAAAGAUCUGCUUGAUGCUGGACACCGUCGCUUAGAAGACCGAAAAAAGAAAAAGUUGGAGGAGGCCUUACGGAACAAUAUCAACAAAAACAGCAACCAGCGGCUGUGGUAUCGAGUUCUAAGGUACGCAAGUCUUUUGCUCUCCGCCAACUCAUUCGACGUGCUCCAAGGCGCCCUGCGGGAUAUUUCGAUCAAGCUUGGCUCAGAAUUUUGGUGUGGACUGUAUGCUCAAGUCGAACAAACCUGGCUGCGUGGCGACAAUGGCACUAAGGCUAGUGCUGUGGAUUUUAUUGAGUGGACAUUUAGCCUGGAAUCGGUGAUGAAGGUCAGAAGACAUGACAAGCAGGUGCAGAGAAUGGUUGCCCUCUUAUCUGAGACACUCGAGCACCCUGAAUGGAAGACAUCGGUCAAGGAACGCCAUUGCAUGUUUCGACGCCCUUUUCGAACUAAAAUCACAACGGAGCCGACUCUCCGACAGCCAUUUCAGUAUCGACUUGAUGAACAAGAUCGAACGAGCCUUCUCGAAGAUGCAUGGAUAAGAUGCAAUCCAGCACAAAGAUUUUACGCUGAUGUUGCACUGACCCAGUAUUACAAACGCGACGAUUGGCAUGUUCUCAAGAUUUUUCGCCUAUCUGGAGAGCCUCUGGAGAUGAAAAGCUGCUUUAUCAAUCUUGGAAUUGUGGAAUCUGCAUCUUCCGAGCGCGAAACCAGCGAUGAACGCUUCGAGGUGUCUUUGAGAAGGCGUUUGACCGUGUAUCCUUCAAAGAAUGGUAAAGCUAUUCAUUUACCGGAUCUAUUUAGCCCACGAAAACUAGCAAAUGGUCGUGAAGGCAGGCCCGAGAGGAUAUUAAUCCGGGGUCGUGCAGGAGUCGGGAAAACAACUUUAUCUAAGAGGAUCGUUCACGACAUGUUGCGUGGUCAGCUUACUUCAUGGGGGUUUGAUCGAGUACUCUGGAUUCCGCUGCGAUCUCUAGACCCAGGUAUUGAUUUGAAACAGUUCAUCAUAGGUAAAAUGUUUGGUGAUGGGCAACCAGAACGCGAAAUGCUUGCGACAGCGCUAUGGGAAAUGCUAGCAGAACCAUCAGAUACACGAACACUUUUCAUCCUUGAUGGAUUUGAUGAGAUCGCCGACAAAGCCGAGCAAGCCCCAUUCGCGCAGCUUCUCGCCCGCAGAAAUGUUAUAAUCACGUCACGCCCUUACGCAAUCCACCCUUACCAGUUCCGGAGAGGAUUUGAUCUUGAACUUGAAACCGUCGGAUUCCAACCAGAUCAAGUAUUUGAAUAUCUCGACCGAGCUGUAGCAGACGAAGUACGGGGACAGGAAAUCAAGGAUUUCAUCCGUAAUCAGUCGCUGAUGAAAGGACUGUUGCAAAUCCCGAUUCAACUGGACGCAUUGUGCUAUUCAUGGGGAGAAACAACAUUUUCGGACCCCCCGCAAACGAUGACGGCUCUGUACCAGGCAAUUGAGCUAAGGCUGUGGAGGAAAGAUAUUGUCCGCCUUAACAGAGGCUCAGAGAUCGCAGUCAAAGCUUUGUUGGACAGGGACCAGCUGGAAGCUUCUAUGAAGUUGGAAGUUGACUUGCUGGAACAAAUUGCGUUCAACGGUCUCUAUCAUAACACGGUCGACUUCGCACCUCGUUUUCGACACAAGGUUUACAAAAUGUUUCCUGGGAUAGCUGCCAUAGAUGACACUAAAAUUGACCGUCUGUCCUUCUUACGUGCCGUUGAUUCAGGCCCUGGGAGCAAGGUUUACUAUUUUAUUCAUCUUACAUUCCAGGAGUAUUUCGCGGCCAACUACUUUGUACGCUGUUGGGUCAACAACGUCUCGCUCAAUGUUAUUCAGCUCAACAUGAGCGGAGUUAAGCAGGUUUCACCCAAAGAGCUGCUGAUGCAGGAAAAAUACAAUGGACGCUACAAUAUCAUGUGGCGACUUGCAGUGGGAAUCUUACACAGUCAGAACUUGCAGCAUUCACUCGAAUUCAUCGACCUACUCAAUGACUUUCCAAGAGAUAUCCUUGGUCCGGUUCACGCACGCAUCCUCAUGCAUUGCUUCAACGAGAUCCCGCAGGACCAAGGUAAUCUCACUUUAGAAGAGAGGAGGAGUGAACUCGAGAAAAAAUUAGAAAAUCUUCUGUGGUUGGAUUUGGGAACUGGUAUAUCUUUUGCCUCUGAGAUGGAAUUCCCAGAGCGCUUGCUUAGCAAUCUUCUUACGCAAGGGUCCAACAGAUGCCAACACAAGGUUUUAUUCAGUUUAUUCCUUCGGCCACAUCUUUCACAUAACCUUGUUCGGCAGGUGGCAGAACUCGAAGAUCCCUCAAACUCUCAUUCAGUAAUGAUUUCUGGGGUUCUUGCUAGCCACCACAAAAUCUUUUUUAACAAGAUUCUAGAUAUCUUGGAGAAUGGAUCUGAGGAGUUACAAGGCUUCUUGUGUGACCAAUUGCAGUUUGAAAAGGAUUUGCCUGACGAAUUCAUGAAUGCAUCGGUGCACCUAGUUUCUACCACGGGGAGCGACGAAGCAGCAACUCUUUUGUCACGCCAGUCUACACUUCAACAAAACAUUAUAACAGAGCUCAUCUACCUGUUGAGACAUGAGAACCCAGUUAUAAGUUGCCGUGCCGUUCAAGCAUCGUACGGGGCUAUAGCAACAGAUGAAAGUCUACUUACCGCGGUCAUCAAUCUGCAAGAUGAUGAAGAUGACUGCACGGUAUACAGUGUAACUAAAGCGCUAGCUCAUGCUCCUGCCUGUCGCGAUGUCCAGGAGUGUUUGACUAAGUUACUUCAAGAUCCGGCAUGGAAGAUCAGGCAUAGGGCUGCCGAAUCUCUAGAGGCCCAGCACAAUAUAUCUACCGAUACUAUCGAGGCUCUGCUCCAGAAUGUUUACCACAGUAACCCCAAUGACCAGGUGGCGGCACUGAAAGCCUGGUGCAAACAUGCUCCCUCCCGGGACAAGAUAUUAGAGAUUUGUUUAUCUUGCUUGGAGUCACCCGAGUUGAUCUCGACUGCGAUUGAUAUGAUAGGACGAUACUGGGCCCUGCCGAAUGAUCGAAGCGUCUUUGAACAAGUGUAUUUAUGGCUUGGGGGCUCUCAAAGCAACCUCCACGAACUCGCCCUGGGCAUCUUGAAAGCAUAUCGCAACCUAGAUGAUGGGUGUUUGCGACAGGUGAUCACAUUCCUUUCAGAUGCGCACCCACCUUCAGUGCGCUCGAUGGCACUGAAAGUCCUCGCGGCGCAACCCAAAUUACCUGAGGGUGCAAUCGGACUAGUGGAAACGCUCCUCGAGGGCGAUAGCGACUCCGUAGCUGGUAGUGCAUUGGAGGUUUUCCUCGAACAUUCAAUCGCGAUCUCUUCGACCACAGCAAUGGCAAUAAUUAAAUUGGCUUCAAGAGUGUAUAAUCCCUUCACACCAGGAAUCAUUGCAUUCAAAACACGGCUAUGCAGGAAAACGAUACCAGUUGAGACGGUUCACACCCUAAUCGCGUUCCUGGACAGCGAAUCUGCGGAGGUGAGGAAAAUCGCAGGCCUGUGCUUAUCAUCCUGUACGGGGCUUCCUAGCAUGCUCUCCGGUUUCGGUCAAGAGACAUGGGCAAGGAUAUUCUGCCUAUGGUUUGAAAGAAGCUUGAAAGGAGAUCUCUACUGUUUUCUAUGGGAUGACCAUGUCUAUUUGCAUAUGCCAGAGGGGUCAGGCACAAUAGAUGUGAGUAGUUGUGAGCAAAGAGAGAAACUCGACUACGCGACCAGGGCUGUAGAGGGGUUAAUCCCGCUCACGAUGCCUGUUGAUGAAACAGAUGAGAGUGAGGAUCGGUUUGAAUUCUUUGAGUACAAAUCCAGUGGUGAAGGCGAAUCCGAUGAAGACAGAAAGGAAAAUGAGGAUUAUACUGCCUUGGGUCAGUCUAUCUCACUAAGUUCUGCCCAAAGUCAACCGCCACAGAGCUAG
Aspergillus affinis is the source of this 4680-nucleotide messenger RNA. RefSeq lists its product as uncharacterized. The transcript has a single exon. The record is from RefSeq and is a predicted model, not a curated record. The coding region runs from base 1 to 4680 and encodes 1559 amino acids. NCBI's taxonomy places the organism in Eukaryota, Fungi, Ascomycota, Eurotiomycetes, Eurotiales, Aspergillaceae. Gene Ontology annotation, molecular function: ATP hydrolysis activity.